Messenger RNA from Argentina anserina (silverweed cinquefoil), 534 nucleotides. RefSeq lists its product as uncharacterized. Gene Ontology annotation, molecular function: nucleic acid binding. The transcript has a single exon. Gene Ontology annotation, biological process: DNA integration. Bases 1 to 534 code for a protein of 177 amino acids. Lineage: Eukaryota; Viridiplantae; Streptophyta; Magnoliopsida; Rosales; Rosaceae. The record is from RefSeq and is a predicted model, not a curated record.
AUGGAGGCCGACGCCAACACUAUAGUAGGGGCAUGUGUACAAUGCCACCAGUACGCCAACUAUAUCAGUCGCUCGUAUGUCCCGCUCUCCGUUAUCAUCUCCCCAAUCUCGUUUGCACAGUGGGGACUUGACUUGAUUAAGGCACUGCUAGUCGCCCCAAGACAAUUCAAGUAUGUCAUUGUGGCGGUGGACUACCACACCAAGUGGAUAGAGGCAGAACCAUUGGCAAAAAUCACCAUGGGCCGGGUGGUUAACUUCUUAUGGUGUUGUGUGUACUGCUGGUUCGGUGUCCCAGAGGCUUUUGUAAUGGACAAUGGCACUCAGUUUGACAAUGACAAAUUUUGUGCGUUUGCCCAUAAGAAUGGCACAAAUUUCUUAUAUGCUUCCCCGGCGCACCCCCAGACUAAUGGAGAGGUCGAAGUCAUCAACAAACUCAUCAAGCAUAACCUAAAGAGAGCCUCAACGAGGCCACCUGACUUUGAGCUCAGAAACUCAGAGGUGUUGUGGGCGCUCCAAACGACCCCAAUGGGAUAG